AUGGAGCUCCUGGGAAUGACCACUAUUUUCUUGCUGGUCUGCAUCUUAUGCCUUCUUCUCUUUUCCUCAUGGAGAAGUGUAUCACAAAAAGAGAAGCAACCGCCUGGUCCCAUCAGUCUCCCCAUUCUUGGAAACAUUCUCCAGUUGAACCCGAUGAACUUGGCUGAAAGCUUGAAGACGCUCAGCAAGAAGUAUGGUCCUAUCUUCACAAUACAUUUCGGUCCAAGAAAGGCUGUGGUGCUUUAUGGCUCUGAUGUGGUGAAAGAAGCUCUCAUUGAUCAGGCAGAUGACUUCAGUGGAAGAAGCAUUUUACCAUUGUUUGAGAAACUCUUCCAAGGGGCAGGCAUUGUGACCAGCAAUGGGGAGACCUGGAAGCAGCUGCGACGAUUUGCACUCACCACCCUGCGUGAUUUUGGGAUGGGGAAGAAGAGCAUAGAGGAGCGAAUCCAGGAGGAAGCUCGUUUUCUGGUGGAUAGGAUCAGAAAAACACACGGGCGACCCUUCGACCCUGUCAAAUUCCUUACCCAUGCUGUUUCCAACAUCAUCUGCUCAGUCAUCUUUGGGGAUCGGUUUGACUAUGAAGACAAGAAAUUUCUAACUCUGAUUGAGUUGCUAGAUGAAAACAACAAGCUCCAGGGCUCUAUACAAACACAGCUAUACAAUUUCUUCCCAACUCUCAUGGAGAUUUUACCUGGCCCUCAUAAAAAACUGAUGAAAAAUGUUGAACAAGUUGAUAAAUUCACUUUAGAAAUCAUAGCAGAGCACCAGGAAACUCGGGAUCCCAGUUGUCCUCGAGAUUUUAUUGAUGCUUUUCUUAACAAAAUUGACCAGGAGAAAGGGAAUGCUCACUCAAACUUCACCGUUGGCUCUUUGAGCAGAACCACGCUCGACUUGUUCCUUGCAGGAACAGGGACAACCAGCACCACACUGAGAUAUGGAAUUGUGAUCCUCCAGAAAUACCCAGAGAUAGUAGAGAAAGUUCAAGAGGAGAUUGACCAUGUGAUUGGCCGAGACCGAAGCCCCUGCAUGGCAGAUCGGAGCCAGAUGCCCUACACAGAUGCUGUGAUCCAUGAAAUCCAGAGAUUCAUUGAUUUCCUUCCAUUUAAUGUCCCACAUGCUGUCAUCAGGGACACUAAGUUCAGAGAUUAUUUUAUCCCCAAGGGUACCACGAUAUUCCCUAUGCUGACUUCCGUCCUACAUGAUAGCAAGGAAUUUCCAAAUCCAGAAAAAUUUGAUCCAGGACAUUUCCUGAAUGCAAAUGGUACCUUUAAAAAGAGUGACUGCUUCAUGCCAUUUUCUGCAGGAAAACGCAUCUGUGCAGGAGAAGGUCUGGCUCGGAUGGAGAUAUUCAUAUUUUUAACAUCCAUCCUGCAGAACUUUACUUUGAAAUCUGUUGUGGAUCCCAAGAACGUUGACAUUUCCCCAUUAGUCAGCACUCUGGCAAAUUUGCCUCGAUCUUAUGAGGUCUCUUUUCUUCCACGUUAG
This is a messenger RNA of Chaetura pelagica (chimney swift), 1485 nucleotides long. RefSeq names its product cytochrome P450 2H1-like. Lineage: Eukaryota; Metazoa; Chordata; Aves; Apodiformes; Apodidae. The transcript is spliced from 9 exons. The coding region runs from base 1 to 1485 and encodes 494 amino acids. Gene Ontology annotation, cellular component: cytoplasm; intracellular membrane-bounded organelle. Gene Ontology annotation, molecular function: oxidoreductase activity, acting on paired donors, with incorporation or reduction of molecular oxygen, reduced flavin or flavoprotein as one donor, and incorporation of one atom of oxygen; iron ion binding; heme binding. Gene Ontology annotation, biological process: xenobiotic metabolic process. The record is from RefSeq and is a predicted model, not a curated record.